AUGGUACCAACAACAUGGUUCGGUUUUCUUCUCCUCGGGGUUGUAUCCUUAGUACAGGCGGCAACUACAUUUACUGUUCCGAUUGAUUACAAUGACGAGCUGACAGUUUCAUACUAUUUCAGAAACGGGAAUAGCGAAGUUUCUGUUGCGGCAAGUGGGCAGGGAUUGGAAAUCACCAUUAAUGCUGACGCGAGUGAAGUCUGUGAUAUCUUAUACUCUGGUAUGAUCGUUUACGCUGCGGACGGUGCGGCUGAAAACACUUUGAUAUCGUGGAAUCAAUAUGACGUCUUCUAUAUGGUUGACAACAACGGCAACACCGUGACCUGGACUUCGACCAACGCGCAAGUUUGUCCGGUUGCAGAUUCUCCAUCCGGUUCAAUCACCUCUUCGGCUUUCGCAACCUCUGGUAUUGAAUCUACCACCACGCUUUCCGGUUCAAUUUCUUCUUCUAUGAUGCAAACUUCGGAUAUCGCGUCCUUGAUCACUUUUACGGGGGAAAUCAGCGGCUUGGGUACCUCUCUCGUUACUUUAUCUUCUACUGCAGUCCCCGUUGCUCCAUCAGUUACUUUGUCCACGGUUACUUCAACCGUUAACGGCGAAGUUACCGAGUAUACAACAUUCUGUCCAUACACAACUAUUGUGCCCGCAGAAAAAAUUGUUACCUAUGCAAGUGCAGUUACGAGAACAAUUAAUGGACAAGAAUCGAUUUACACCACCUAUUUCCCUGUUUCAACUCAGUUUAUAGCUACUUCCACUGCUACUGGAAAGCAAGCUCCAACUGUCGCCCCCCUGACGACGGUUACUACCACGCAAAAUGGCGUGGUUUCUGUGUAUACAACUAUUUGUCCGGAAACUUCAAAGAUGACCAGCGUUGAAACGGCGCAAACUGUUGUCACGAGUAUAGUUAAUGGAUCACCAACAGUUUACACUACUUGGUAUCCAUAUGCGACAGUUGAACAAACAGCUUCAGUCGUUACUACUUCUGUUAAUGGAGUUGCAACAGUUUACACCACUUGGUGUCCUGUUUCUACUUCUGCAACAACUGCAUUGUCUGAUGCAUUGGCUGCUAAUAAUGAUACAGCUUCUCAAACUGCUACAUCCAUAUCUUCCACCUCAGUUCAAACUGUUACAACUAGCCCUGCACCUACUUCUACCAUAAUAGGGGGUACCAGUAUUAUCACAAAUGGUCAAUCGAUCGAAGCCUCGUCCCCAUCUUCCCGCUCAUCACCAGCAUCACCAGCCUCUCCAUCGAUUAACACUGUGCAAGGACAAACUACGGCCGCUUCUGAAACAACAGCUUCUGUUUCUGCUUACCAAGGAUUAGCUGCAACUUUCAAGACAAAUUCAAUCUUGGGCUACGCAGCCGUUCUCGUCGGUUCCUUCUUCUUAGCCUAA
Messenger RNA from Zygotorulaspora mrakii, 1395 nucleotides. RefSeq lists its product as uncharacterized. Lineage: Eukaryota; Fungi; Ascomycota; Saccharomycetes; Saccharomycetales; Saccharomycetaceae. The record is from RefSeq and is a predicted model, not a curated record. Bases 1 to 1395 code for a protein of 464 amino acids. The transcript has a single exon.